AUGUCAUUUUUGUUAGAGUUCGAGUGCUGUCUUCAACCGCGGGUUCAAUCAUUGUUCAACCAUGUCAAAGACAAGCAAAUGGAAAAUUAUUAUCUUGAUUAUAUCAGUUUGACAUUGACGGAGAAAUUAGUGGAGUAUUUACAAAAAUUGAAUCAACCAUUACAAAUCGACACCAAAAUCAAUUUCGAACCUCAAGAAAAGCAGGAAAUACAAAAUUUGUUCGAAAGUAACAUAAAAUCUGAUCCAGAUAAUGAAGACAAUGGAGGUAAUUGUGACAAAAGCUUUGUUCCUGAUUUGUCAGUAAAUGAGUGUUUUAAAAUGAUAACUUUAAGCAAAAUUGUUAAACCAAAAAAUUUGAAGCAGGUACCUUCCACAUCAUUAACUUCGGAGGUUGAGAAUAUUUUACAACAAAACGAGGGAAUACAAAUAUCAAAUUUAUUAAGUCAACCAAUUUACUCCACAAAUGCAAGUUCUGUUGCAAAUAAAUUUAUUGAUAAAUUGCAAAAAAGUAAAAAAGAUACAGAAGUUAUAAGGAUAAAUAAAUUGACUGAAUUUAAAUUCUAUUUUUACACAACGAUUGGUUCUUCAUUACUGGACACGGACUCACUCAAAGUUAAUAAUUUAUCAGAAAAAUUAAGAACUACGACAGUUGACGGUUCACCCAAAGAUUCAACAUCAUCAAGGAAGAGAUUAAUCGACGUGCCAGAAUUAACAUGUUACAAACAAUCUAAUUAUUUAAGUCAAAUUAUUCUAGAUUUGAAUCUUUUAGGUUAUGUAAAACUUACUUUAUUGCCCUCAGAAGAAUUAAUUAAUGAUUGGGAAAAUAUAAUUUUGGGUGCGAAAUUUAAAACAUCAAUAUUAAAAUGUUGCAAAAAUUCAUUAGUGUUACAUAAUUAUAAUCUAAACACCAAUAAUUUUAUAAUUUUUGAAGGCAAACCUGGUACUGGUAAAACAUCAUUAGCAAAGGCUAUUUUUCAAAAACUUUCGGUUUUGGAUCAAUCAAUACAUGAAAUAAAUCCAGGCAUAUUUUUGGAAUUAUCAACUGGUGAAAUUUUCUCAAAAUAUUUUGGAGAAUCACCUAGAAAAUUACUGUCAAUUUUGUCUUUAAUUGAGCAGAUUUUAAAAAAGAAUCCCAAUACAAAAAUAUAUUUGCUUGUUGAUGAGUUAGAAACCAUUGCAGCAAAUAGAUCAAAUAUAAUCAAAAAUAAUGAGGUUACUGAUGGAAUUAGAAUUGUUAACAUUUUAAUUACCUAUCUAGAUAGACUAAGAAAAUAUUCUAAUUUACUUAUUGUUGCAACAACAAAUUUAAUUGAUAACUUAGAUCCGGCUAUCGUUGACAGAGCCACCAGAAGUUUCAGAUUUGAGUCACCAAAUGCCUUAGAAAUCAAAAGAAUUCUUCAAUUGAACUUAAGUAAAAUUAAUGUUGUUGAAGAUCAAAGCAAUGAAGUGGAUGUGGACUCAGCUUUACUAAAAAUCGCAGAUUUUUGCUUUCUCAGCUCAAGAUAUAUAUCUAGAUUACCAAUUAUUGCUUUUGGUAACCUUUGUGAUGACAUUGAUUCCUACGAUCAGAUUUAUACAAGAAAUAUCAUUACGGAGAUAGCAAAAUUAUGUCAAGAGUUAGCUAAAACAAUAUAG
Molecule: messenger RNA, 1635 nt
Organism: Lodderomyces jiufengensis
Lineage: Eukaryota; Fungi; Ascomycota; Pichiomycetes; Serinales; Debaryomycetaceae
Exons: 2
Coding region: 1-1635 (544 amino acids)
Biological process (GO): meiotic recombination checkpoint signaling; reciprocal meiotic recombination
Cellular component (GO): chromosome; nucleus
Molecular function (GO): ATP hydrolysis activity; ATP binding
Source: RefSeq, a predicted model, not a curated record